AUGGAUCCCUUGAGUAUAACGGCCAGCGUCGCGGGCCUCGCAACCCUCGCAUACCAGAUCAUCGGAUAUCUCGGGACUGUUCGAACUGGUGGGAAAGACCGGUUGACACUCUGUCAUGAAGUCACCCACCUCUGGAUGUCUAUCACGUCGCUUCUCGCGCAGCUUUCCUCCGACGCGAUUAAAAAUGAUAAAAUCCCGGACUCGUUACGUCCGCUGUUCGAGCCGGAUGGUAUUUUGAAGGAUAUCAAAAUACAGCUGGAGGAUCUGGAGAAUAAGAUUCAGUCUCGCCUGUCGCGGGGAAGGAUUGCGCAGACGCUCGCUUGGCCGUUUACGCAGAAGGAUGCGGAAAAAAUGAUCCAGCGUAUCCAUCGCUUGAAGUCUACGCUGCAGGAUGGUAUUAACCAGUCGACUUAUGCCAUCUCUCAGGAUAUCUACCGCGAUGGGCAGAGCGUGAAGAAGGUGGUUGACGAGGCGAGGUUGAAGGAGCUGAUUGACUGGAUUUCUCCGCUCAACUUUAUCACCAAGCAAAGUAUGAUCUCCAACGAGCACCACAAGGGGACGUGCAAGUGGUUCCUGGAUCGCGAUGACUUUUGCGAGUGGCGAGAGGGAGAUAAUACCAUGAUCUACUGCCCUGGGAUUCCUGGUGCUGGGAAAACUUUCCUAUCAUCGAUUGUAUACAAUGAGCUGGAGGGGCUGCGAGUGCGAGAGGAAUGUGGCCUCAAGGGCGCCGCGGUCAUAAUGCUCUACUGCAAAUGGGAUGACCCGUUGACCCAAGAUAUCGAAAACCUGCUUUCCAGCAUCAUCAAGCAAUUUGUCCAGCGAUACGAUGUUGGUGUAACUGGUAUGAUGGAGCUAUUCACUAAACACAGCAAGGAAGGGACAAGGCCCUCACGAUCGCAGCUGCAGUCAACGCUCGAGCUCCUCUUCAGCCAGUUCACAAAGGUUUUCAUCAUCCUCGACGGACUGGACGAACUGCGCGAAGAGAAUGAGCGACGCCCCUUGUUGCAAAGUCUCGCUCCAUGGAGCAUAGCAAAACCCCCGGCCAAAAGCACGGUCAAUCUUAUGGUCACAUCGCGCCCAUUGCCCAAUAUUGUCCGCCAUUUUAGACACUUCCUAGACUCCGAAAGCAAUAUAUACUGCGAUGUCUGCAAUGACCUAGUCCUCCCGUUUCAGUACCACUGCGCCGAAUGCAGUGUCAGUUACGACCUCUGCUCUGGCUGUUACGAUGUUGGCAAGCGCUGCGGUUAUAAAGGGCACACUUUCCACCUUGAGUUCAACGCUCGCGUCGUCCCUGUCGCGGCUGUGGAAGAGGAUUUGACUACCUAUGUCCUGUGGCGAACAAGCGCGUCCGACUUUCUGCGGCAGUGCGUGGAAACGAAAGAAGGGUUGAUGGAUAGAAUCCUCACGACCGUAGUCAAGAACAAUGGCGGGAUGUUCCUGUUGGCCAAAUUCAACAUGGACACACUGGAGUCCAAGCUCAACAUCAAACAGCUCACGCUGGCACUGAAGACCCUGCCCCAGGAGCUGGACGGCACUUAUGCAGAUGCCAUGUCUCGAAUCACCGAGUUGCCCCCAUCGCCGAGAGAGAAGGUCCUAGAAUUCCUCCGCUGGGUUGUUUUCGCGGAGCAGCCGCUGCAUGAGAAAGCCAUUGAGCACGCUCUGGCGGUUAGUGAGGGUGAUACAGACGUUGAUGAUGACAGCAUUAUCAGCGCGAGGACCUUGGCAAGCAAGUGUGCAGGUCUAGUACAGUUCGAUGAGUCUCAUUGUCUAAGGUUAGUUCAUUAUUCAGCCGAGGGCUUCUUUAAACAAAACUGCGAUCACUGGUUCCCCCAAGGAAACAUGAAGGUUACCUCAACCUGUCUGACAUAUCUUUGGUUCGAUGUGUUCCGAGCCGGUGCCUGUGAUGGUCCAUCUGAAGCUAUUGAUUUCGAGAAGCGCCUAGAGAAGUAUCCCUUCUUGCGGUAUGCAUCCAUUAACUGGGGGAAGCACCUCCGCGCGACAUCGGAUGAUGAGUUGUUCAAUCGGGCUUUUGACCUUCUCACUGAUGUCAAUUCUUUGGCUACGGUAACCCAAGCCCUAUGGUAUCUAGAAGACCAACAUCAGUCUAUCAGCUGGUCUGCAAAAAAUGGUUCCGCAGUCCAUCUCGCCGCGCACUUUAAUCUCAAUCGCCUCGUGGAGAAACUCCUCGGACAGGGGCACGAUCCAAACACCACGGAUAUGAGCGGACACACGCCUCUAUCACUCGCUGUCCGACGAGGCAAUAUUAACGUCGCAACAGCUCUAAUCAAGGUAGGCGCAUCAUUGAACACAGUGGACAACAGCGGCCGCGCUCCGCUGCACUGGGCAAUCCGCCACAGGCGUCUUGAUGUUUUUAAGUUACUCUUAGACCAGCAGAACAUCGAUGUCAAUGUCUCAGAUGCGCGCUGGUUACACUAUACACCCCUAAUGAUUGCAGCUGCGGGUGACCUUGUCGGUUACCUUGCGCCCCUCCUAGCUGCUAAAGAGAUCGAUGUGAAAAAACAGUGCAGGAACCCUGAUGGCGGAACUGCGUUGAUAAUUGCCGCUCAAUACGGCGCCACUGAUGCUGUCAAGCUCCUGCUUGCGUAUCCUGGUAUAGAUGUCAAUCACGGCGAUGCGAGUGGCACCACAGCGCUUACCCACGCUGCCCAGGGAGGUUAUUACGAUCUCGUCGAGGCACUGCUUGACAACGGGGCUGACACGGAGGUAAAGCAGGAAAGGUGGUAUGGGACGGUCAUCAUGCGAGCUAUUGACAAUGGUAAAACAUCAAUCGUUCGGCUAUUGAUCAAACGGGGCGCCGAUAUCCGCCAUAUUGAUGUCUUCGGCCGGGGCACAUUGCACUCGGCGGCCAUCAAUAGCCAGGCAGAGAUCCUUCGCAUCCUGCUAGCACAUGACCCAACAUUGGAUGUCAACAUGCAAGAUGUCAAUGGUAAAACAGCUCUGCACGAUAACGCCCGCACGGGAGACCUGGAGACGGCCGACGUUCUCCUCAAGCAUGGCGGCAACCCGACUAUCAAGGAUAACUACGGGAGAACGCCAAUCCGUGUUGCGCGUGAAUCUGACAGUCCUGCACUCCUCGAGGUGCUUAACGCAGUUCGAGCACGACAGAACGAUGAGAGCCGCAUAUCUAAAUCGCUUCAGCGCACCGACACUGGAACCAUCAUCGACGAGGUCAAGCGGUCGGACACGGGUCUGUCUAUCCCCGCCGCUCUUCCGAUCUGGUCACUCGUCAUACUGAAUCAGUCCGAUGAGCUCAAAGAGCGUCUGCCCGACUCGUCAAAAGAGGAAAUCAACCAGCCCGACCCAGACAGUGGUCAGGCAGCACUCCACUGGGCCGUCGCCGACCGCGAUAUAGAGACCACCCGUCUUCUCAUCUCCCACGGCGCCGACAUCAACAUUCAAAGCAAAUACGGCCGCACACCCCUCCAUAUAUCCGCCAUCAAGGGAUCCUGGGACAAAGCUGAGGCGUUGCUCCUGUCCGGCGCGGACACGGAUAUCGAGGAUCAGUGGGGGUGUCCUCCGCUCGCGUUGUCUAGUGGUGCCAUUGGACUUCUCCUUAUUGAGAAUGGUGCGAAUCUGUCCCGGGAUGAUGUGGAUAUAGACUUAUACCUGCGUUUAGCUGCGCAGGCUGGGUGGGAGACCUCGAUUCGGCGGUUGAUUUCUGCCGGUGCGGAUGUUUGGAGUAAGGACUCGACUGGGAAGACGCCGUAUAUGAUUGCGAAGGAGAGUGAUUGUCAUAAAAUGGCCAAUUUGAUUCUUCAGCUUGCGCCUAGGCCGGAGGGCUCUUCCUCCGAUGGCACGGGCAUUUCGAAGGAUAAAGCCCCGAAUGGCAGCACAGAGAAGGGAGGCACAGAGAAGGGCAGCCUUGUUGUCAAGGAAAUGCCUACUGGUGUCACUCAAAUAACAACUACUGGUGAUACGAAACCUGGGACUUCGCUGUUCCAGCGACAUCUAUAUGCCCUCUUGUUGGUUUUGUUAUUGAUUCCAGCGACAACUUUGGCACGGUUAUAUUGA
This is a messenger RNA of Penicillium concentricum, 4032 nucleotides long. RefSeq lists its product as uncharacterized. The record is from RefSeq and is a predicted model, not a curated record. Bases 1 to 4032 code for a protein of 1343 amino acids. The transcript has a single exon. NCBI's taxonomy places the organism in Eukaryota, Fungi, Ascomycota, Eurotiomycetes, Eurotiales, Aspergillaceae. Gene Ontology annotation, molecular function: protein binding.